CAAAUAAGUUCUAAAUGGCGCGCCGUUCAGUCCUCAUUACCGGUUGCAGUCAAGGCGGUGCCGGCGAAGCUCUUGCACGGAUAUUCGUCCAAAAUGGGUUUAAAGUGUUUGCAACGGCAAGGAGUCUUCGCAGAAUCCAACAUCUGGAAGCCGAGGGUAUUGAUAUUCUAGAGUUGAAUGUUUUGGACAGUAUUUCCCUUGAGAAGACUACUGAAACUGUCUCUAGCCUGACUGGUGGAACGCUUGAUAUUCUCAUCAACAAUGCAGGAGCAGGUUACAUGACACCACUGCUAGACAUGGACCUCGGCAAAGCUUGCAAGCUCUUCGAUGUGAACGUCUUCGCACCAAUCAGCGUCGUCAAAGCUUUCAUUCCACUUCUCAUUGCCAACAAAGGGACGAUCAUUAACAUCGGCUCCUAUGUCGAUGCCCUGCCUGUGCCCUGGCAGGGGGUCUACAAUGCUUCCAAAGCUGCGCUUAGAUCGCUUACUGACAACUUGCGGCUGGAGCUACGCCCAUUUAACGUUGAUGUGGUCUAUAUUGCCGCUGGAGGAAUCAGGAGUAAAUUCCUCGACAACUUGGAGACUAUUCAUCUGAACAAAACGUCGCUCUACUACCCUGGGAGAGAAAUACUUGAGCCAAAGAUGAAUUACGAAAAUGAGAAAAGCGCACCCAGCAGCAUGCUGCCGAUGGAAUUCGCCCAGGAAGUGUACGAAGCUGCAAUUGCCAUGGUUUCUCUCCACAGAGUAUAUGCUGGUACACAAGUGCCGGCAGCUCUGAGUACUAUGCCUCCCUCUGAGAGGGACCAGCUUCUCGCCGGCAGAGCCGGAAUAGCAGCAUUUGCAGAGCUAAUACAGAAACGUGAUACAUGAUCUGGCAUAACGUUGUCCUUAUCUUCUAGAUAAUCUCUUAUGAAUGUGUUAUCUCAUUGACACGCAAUUUCAAAUGCCUUUCACAUGCGUUGUGUUUUUAUCAAGUGCAACCCCCAGAAAUGACUUCGUUUGGUGUACGUCGAGCACUUCCAGGUCCUGCCAGAUUCUUAUACAAUGUCUGUGACGGCGGGAUCAAUGCAAUGGUCGAAGGCUCAAAGUUCAAUGAAUCUCAUGUAUUGAAAAUACUAAGCUAGAGAGCAAAGAAGGGAGGAAUGCCUCGACCUUUAGUAGUGCUUUGCCCAUACCUUCUGGCUUAGUUCCCUGUUUUGUUGGAACUGAGUGUACGCUGGUACACUGUAGUUUAUAUACCAGGUGUAUAUAUAGAGUGCUUACCCCGCGUGAGCUGAAAAAUCAAGUCGUCAAC
Hyaloscypha bicolor E is the source of this 1293-nucleotide messenger RNA. Its product is annotated as NAD(P)-binding protein. Gene Ontology annotation, molecular function: acylglycerone-phosphate reductase (NADP+) activity; triacylglycerol lipase activity. Gene Ontology annotation, biological process: triglyceride catabolic process; phosphatidic acid biosynthetic process. The transcript is spliced from 4 exons. Lineage: Eukaryota; Fungi; Ascomycota; Leotiomycetes; Helotiales; Hyaloscyphaceae. The record is from RefSeq and is a predicted model, not a curated record. Gene Ontology annotation, cellular component: endoplasmic reticulum; lipid droplet. Bases 15 to 869 code for a protein of 284 amino acids.